CACACUCCCCCACACACACAAAAAAAACCAAAAAAAAAAAAAAAAAUUCUGAACGUAAGCUCAUAGAAAGGGGUGAGAUUUUUCUCAUCCUUGAUAAAUCCCAACACCUAAUUCUCAUAAUUUUAGGCGGCCAAAGAGAGAGAUAGAGGGACAGACGCAUUGGGCUUCUAUUUUGUUUAUUUGAAGAACCAGGAUUCUCGCUGCUUACUAUAUAUGUAACUAUCAAUCUCUACCCAGAUUCUGCGGAGGAGCUUUGAGUCUUCUCGUUGUCUUAGAGGGACAAUAGUUGCUGAAGGUCUUUUGUUCGAUGGGAAAACUUGUUCUUAAGCUGUCAAAAGGUAAUUUCUAUGUAUCUGGAGUAGAAUUUCUUACGAGGAAAUAAGCCAUAAAGGAGUUUGGUUUUUGGAGAAAUGGUUUAAGUAGUAUUGGGAAGAAAUCUGCUUUGGUUAUUUUUGGAUUUGAUGGGUAAAGAGAAUCAGUUGGAGACUACUGAUUGUGGAGCCAGUGAUCACGAUUCUCCACCUAUCAAGAACGAAGAACAUGAGGCACCACGUUACAGCUCAGACAAAGACACGGGUUUACCAACAUGCCGUGUGUGCCAAUGUGCAGAAUCCGAUAGAAGAGGAGAUGCUGCUUUAGGGUUUUUGGGUAUUACUCCUCCGGUUUCAGAACCUCGUAGAAGCAGUGUGGGCGAAGAAACCGUUGAUCAGAAAAGCUCUGUUGUCAAAUCUAGCGGAUUCAUCGAGCUAAUAAGUCCGGACGGAGAAGUUUUCGUAUGUGCAAAUGAUGAUAUAGAGAUGGGAGCGUGGCAGCAUCGAGAUACGUUGCUAGAACUCGGAUGUUCUUGCAAGAACGAUCUUGCUUUGGUACACUACGCUUGCGCAUUGAAAUGGUUUGUCAACCACGGAUCAACGGUUUGCGAGAUCUGUGGAAAUGUCGCGGUGAAUAUAAGAACAGUUGAUUAUAACAAAGUGGUUAUCUCCUUGAAAGAUUACACAGCGCUAAGAGAAAGAACAGCCGAUGGUGAUCCGAACCCUGUAGCUGUUAACAACAACACGAGUUCUUCAGGGAUAGAUCCUGAUGCGGUUGCAGCCAUUCGAAGGCAACGGCUUAGUGAGAUUUCGUUAUGGUUUGGUCCACAUUGCCCAAACAACAACAAUAGUGGUAACUCCACUGGUCCAGGGGCGGUUUCUGAACAACCUUUGGGUAUAGUAAGCUUUGAUAUCUUGCCUAUGGAGAGCCGUGCCACGAAAUGGGCUGUAGAAGGUACAGGGAUACUACUUGCUACCGGAUUACUCACUGUUACUUUGGCUUGGCUCAUUGCUCCUCGUGUCGGAAAGAGAACUGCAAAGAGUGGACUGCACAUACUCCUGGGUGGCCUCUGUGCUUUAACAGUAGUCAUCUUCUUCAGAUUUGUAGUGCUGACUAGAAUCAGGUACGGACCAGCACGUUACUGGGCAAUCUUGUUCGUCUUCUGGUUUCUUGUGUUUGGCAUUUGGGCUUCACGUUCCCACGCUUCUUCUCACUCUUCCACUUGAACAUUCUUCUUCACCCUCACUCUCCUUGUUGUGUUACUCUUUUUUUUUUUUUUUUGACUGUAUCUGUCUUUGUCAAUAUCGUUUACAUAAAAAAUGUACAAUUAAUAUCUCCCAUCAAAAAAGAAAAGGCUGAGUAUCUCUUCAACU
Messenger RNA from Eutrema salsugineum, 1685 nucleotides. RefSeq lists its product as uncharacterized. Bases 462 to 1538 code for a protein of 358 amino acids. Gene Ontology annotation, molecular function: zinc ion binding. The record is from RefSeq and is a predicted model, not a curated record. The transcript is spliced from 4 exons. NCBI's taxonomy places the organism in Eukaryota, Viridiplantae, Streptophyta, Magnoliopsida, Brassicales, Brassicaceae.